This is a messenger RNA of Trematosphaeria pertusa, 731 nucleotides long. Its product is annotated as ATP synthase delta chain mitochondrial precursor. The record is from RefSeq and is a predicted model, not a curated record. Gene Ontology annotation, biological process: proton motive force-driven ATP synthesis. NCBI's taxonomy places the organism in Eukaryota, Fungi, Ascomycota, Dothideomycetes, Pleosporales, Trematosphaeriaceae. Gene Ontology annotation, molecular function: proton-transporting ATP synthase activity, rotational mechanism. The transcript is spliced from 5 exons. The coding region runs from base 13 to 510 and encodes 165 amino acids.
CUUCCAUCCAUCAUGAGCUCCCUCCGCAUUGCCCGGGCCGCCCUCCGCGCAAGGCCUGCCGCUAUCUCGCGCCCCAUCCUGCGAAGGGGCUACGCCGACGUCGCCUCGGACAAGAUCAAGCUCUCCCUCGCUCUUCCGCACCAGUCUAUCUACAAGUCGCAGGAUGUCGUUCAGGUCAAUCUUCCCGCAGAAACCGGCGAGAUGGGUGUCCUGGCGAACCACGUCCCAUCCAUCGAACAAUUGAAGCCUGGCUUGGUUGAGAUCAUUGAGGAAAGCGGUGGCAGCAAGCAGUUCUUCCUUUCGGGGGGAUUUGCUGUUGUCCAGCCUGGCUCGCAACUCAGCAUCAACGCUGUUGAGGCUUACCCGCUGGAGGACUUCAGCUCAGAGGCUGUCAGGAAUCAAAUCGGGGAGGCUCAGAAGAUUGCCGGCGGAAGUGGCAGCGAGCAGGAUAUUGCUGAGGCUAAGAUCGAACUCGAGGUCCUCGAGAGCCUGCAGGCGGCAAUGAAGUAACUGUGUACAUAGCUUUCCUUGGGCAUUUUAUCGCGUGGUGUGUACAGUAUCAGGUGCGGACGGGUGCUUUCCUUCCGCGUGCAAAACAUAGAAGGUGCUCGAGAUAAGCAUAACAUUCCAUCCUUGGCCCCGUCCUUUUCUUCUCUCUUCUCCUACACCUGGAUUGAGUGCACUCAAAUCCACCAACGGCGCUACCGCUCACGUCUUAUUUCCAUUCCUAA